AUGUUGGAGCUCGCUCGGAAGACCCAGGGCUACAGCGCAAAUACGACGAAAGUAGCGCUGGUGAUGUCCAAAACACGUUCAGACGACCUGCGAUGGCUUCGUGAUUAUCUCAAAACAGAAACAGACAAUGUGCCUUUUAUCUACUCUAUGGACAAGGACCCCGAACCCGAAUUGCUCGUCGCACAUUCUUCUCGUGGUCGCGAAGUCUCUGCCUACCUUUCCUUCGUUUUGGAGUAUUACGACGAAUUGCCCGCUUACUCGAUUUUCAUCCAUUCCAAUCCAGACCAAUGGCACAACGACUUAUUCGGCUCCAAAACAAGCGCUGUCCUGAAAAACUUGCGCCGGGAAGCUGUGGACGCGCUGGGAUAUGUGAACUUGCGCUGCGAGCAUAAUCCCGGCUGUCCGGUUCAUAUCAAUCCACACAAUCCCACGCAAAUAGACAUUGAUAACAAUGAUGCCCGUGCCAACUUCCCCACAAUAUACAAAGAUAUAUUUGGAGAUACUGCUGUGGUGCCGGAUCAUAUUGGUGGCAUCUGCUGCGCCCAAUUUGCGGUCAGUCGGGAGCGCAUCCGACAGCGACCGAAGAGUGACUAUGUCCGAAUGAUGAACUGGGUCAAUGACAAAAGCCUGCCAUACGUUAAUGAUUAUGGGGUUGGGUGGGUGUUUGAAACUUUAUGGCAUGUCGUGUUUGGCAUGAAUGGAAUUCAGUGA
Molecule: messenger RNA, 711 nt
Organism: Penicillium soppii
Lineage: Eukaryota; Fungi; Ascomycota; Eurotiomycetes; Eurotiales; Aspergillaceae
Product: DUF3431 domain-containing protein
Exons: 2
Coding region: 1-711 (236 amino acids)
Source: RefSeq, a predicted model, not a curated record